CGAUCUUUGGGAAGUUCCGUUGGGGAAGAUGGCGGCGGCCGCGAGCACCCUUCUCUUCUUGCCGCCAGGGACUUCAGAUUGAGCCUUCCCCGGAAGAGUGGGGGCCGCUGGUGCGCUGCUUCCCCGGAGCGCAAGCCAACUUGGUUCCCCUCUUAGUGGUGGGGAAAGGCUUCCCCUCCCGUGGCCGACCCAAGACCUCACCGCUGUCAGGAUGAAGGCUCAGGGGGAAACCGAGGAGUCGGAAAAGCUGAGUAAGAUGAGUUCCCUCUUGGAACGGCUCCAUGCAAAAUUUAACCAAAAUAGACCUUGGAGUGAAACUAUUAAGCUUGUGCGUCAAGUCAUGGAGAAGAGGGUCGUCAUGAGUUCUGGAGGGCAUCAGCAUUUGGUCAGCUGUUUGGAGACAUUGCAAAAGGCUCUCAAAGUAACAUCUUUGCCAGCAAUGACUGAUCGUUUGGAAUCAAUAGCCAGACAGAAUGGACUGGGCUCUCAUCUCAGUGCCAGUGGCACUGAAUGUUACAUCACGUCAGAUAUGUUCUAUGUGGAAGUGCAGUUAGAUCCUGCUGGACAGCUGUGUGAUGUCAAAGUGGCUCACCAUGGGGAGAAUCCUGUGAGCUGUCCAGAGCUUGUCCAGCAGUUAAGGGAAAAGAAUUUUGAUGAGUUUUCUAAGCACCUUAAGGGUCUUGUUAAUCUGUAUAACCUUCCAGGAGACAACAAACUGAAGACUAAAAUGUAUUUGGCUCUCCAAUCCUUAGAACAAGACCUUUCUAAAAUGGCAAUUAUGUACUGGAAGGCAACUAAUGCUACUCCGUUGGAUAAGAUCCUUCAUGGAAGUGUUGGCUAUCUCACUCCACGGAGUGGGGGUCAUUUAAUGAACAUGAAAUACUAUGCCUCUCCUUCUGACCUGCUGGAUGAUAAGACUGCAUCUCCUAUCGUUUUGCAUGAAAAGAAUGUUCCUCGAUCUUUGGGCAUGAAUGCAUCCGUGACAAUUGAAGGAACCUCUACUAUGUACAAACUCCCAAUUGCCCCAUUAAUUAUGGGGUCACAUCCAGUUGACAACAAAUGGACCCCUUCUUUCUCCUCAGUCACUAGUGCCAACAGUGUUGAUCUUCCUGCCUGUUUCUUCUUGAAAUUUCCUCAGCCAAUCCCAGUAUCUAAAGCAUUUGUUCAGAAACUGCAGAGCUGCACAGGAAUCCCAUUAUUUGAGACUCCGCCGACUUACAUGCCCCUCUAUGAGCUCAUCACUCAAUUUGAGCUGUCAAAGGAUCCAGACCCGGUACCCUUGAAUCACAACAUGCGGUUUUAUGCUGCUCUCCCGGGUCAGCAGCACUGCUAUUUCCUCAAUAAGGAUGCUCCUCUUCCAGAUGGCCAAAGCUUGCAGGGAACACUGGUUAGCAAAAUCACCUUUCAACACCCUGGCAGAGUUCCUCUUAUCCUGAAUAUGAUCAGACAUCAAGUGGCCUAUAACACCCUAAUUGGAAGCUGUGUCAAAAGAACUGUUUUAAAAGAAGACUCUCCUGGGCUCCUCCAGUUUGAAGUAUGUCCCCUCUCAGAGUCUCGAUUUAGUGUAUCUUUUCAGCACCCUGUGAAUGACUCCCUUGUGUGUGUGGUAAUGGAUGUGCAGGACUCAACACAUGUGAGCUGUAAACUCUACAAGGGGCUGUCAGAUGCACUCAUCUGCACAGAUGACUUCAUUGCCAAAGUUGUUCAAAGAUGUAUGUCCAUCCCUGUGACGAUGAGGGCUAUUCGGAGGAAGGCUGAAACCAUACAGGCUGACACCCCAGCACUGUCCCUCAUUGCAGAGACAGUUGAAGACAUGGUGAAAAAGAACCUGCCCCCGGCUAGCAGCCCAGGGUAUGGCAUGGCCACAGGCAACAACCCAAUGAGUGGUACCACCACACCAACCAACACCUUUCCGGGGGGUCCCAUUACCACCUUGUUUAACAUGAGCAUGAGCAUCAGAGAUCGGCAUGAGUCGGUGGGCCAUGGGGAGGACUUCAGCAAGGUGUCUCAGAACCCAAUUCUUACCAGUUUGUUGCAAAUCACAGGGAACGGGGGGUCUACCAUUGGCUCGAGUCCGACCCCUCCUCAUCACACGCCGCCACCUGUCUCUUCGAUGGCCGGCAACACCAAGAACCACCCGAUGCUCAUGAACCUUCUUAAAGAUAACCCUGCCCAGGAUUUCUCAACCCUUUAUGGAAGCAGCCCUUUAGAAAGGCAGAACUCCUCUUCCGGAUCACCCCGGAUGGAAAUGUGCUCGGGGAGCAACAAGACCAAGAAGAAGAAGUCAUCAAGAGUACCACCUGACAAAUCCAAGCACCAGACUGAAGACGAGUUUCAGAGAGAGCUCUUUUCAAUGGAUGUCGACUCCCAGAACCCUAUGUUUGACGUCAGCAUGACGGCUGACGCGCUGGACACACCACAUAUCACUCCAGCUCCAAGCCAGUGUAGUACUCCCCCUACAACUUACCCCCAACCAGUGCCUCACCCCCAGCCCAGUAUUCAAAGGAUGGUCCGACUAUCCAGUUCAGACAGCAUUGGCCCAGAUGUAACUGAUAUCCUUUCAGACAUUGCAGAAGAAGCCUCAAAGCUUCCCAGCACUAGUGAUGAUUGCCCACCCAUUGGCACCCCUGUUCGCGAUUCUUCAAGUUCUGGGCAUUCUCAGAGUGCCCUCUUUGACUCUGAUGUCUUUCAAACUAAUAAUAAUGAAAAUCCAUACACUGAUCCAGCUGACCUUAUUGCUGAUGCAGCUGCAAGCCCCAGUAGUGAUUCUCCUACCAAUCAUUUUUUCCCUGAUGGAGUAGAUUUCAAUCCUGAUUUGUUGAACAGCCAAAGCCAAAGUGGUUUUGGAGAAGAAUAUUUUGAUGAAAGUAGUCAGAGUGGGGAUAAUGAUGAUUUCAAAGGAUUUGCAUCUCAGGCACUAAAUACUUUGGGGAUGCCAAUACUUGGGGGUGAUAAUGGGGAAACAAAAUUUAAGAGCAGUAGCCAAGCUGACACAGUUGACUUCAGUAUUAUAUCAGUAGCUGGUAAGGCUUUGGGUUCUGCAGAUCUUAUGGAACACCACAGUGGUAGUCAGAGUCCUUUAAUGACCGCAGGAGAAUUAGGGAAAGAAAAACCUCAAAAGAGGGUAAAGGAAGGUAAUGGCACUGGUGCUGGCAGUGUAUCAGGCCCUGGGUUAGACAACAAACCAGGCAAGCGCAGCCGAACUCCUUCCAAUGAUGGAAAGAGCAAAGAUAAGCCUCCAAAGCGGAAGAAAGCAGACACUGAGAGCAAGUCUCCAUCUCACAGUUCUUCUAAUAGACCUUUCACCCCACCCACCAGUACAGGUGGAUCCAAAUCUCCAGGCAGUUCAGGAAGGUCUCAGACUCCCCCAGGUGUUGCCACCCCGCCCAUCCCCAAAAUCACUAUUCAGAUUCCUAAGGGGACAGUGAUGGUGGGUAAGCCUUCCUCUCACAGUCAGUACACCAGCAGUGGUUCUGUGUCUUCCUCUGGCAGUAAAAGCCACCAUAGUCAUUCUUCCUCCUCCUCUUCCUCAUCUUCUGCUUCCACCUCGGGCAAGAUGAAAAGCAGUAAAUCUGAAGGCUCAUCAAGUUCCAAGCUAAGUGGCAGUAUGUAUUCUAGCCAGGGGUCCUCUGGAUCCAGCCAGUCAAAAAAUUCAUCUCAGACUGGGGGAAAGCCAGGCUCAUCUCCCAUUACCAAACAUGGUCUGAGCAGUGGGUCUAGCAGUACCAAGAUGAAACCUCAAGGCAAGCCAUCAUCACUUAUGAAUCCUUCUAUGAGUAAACCAAACAUAUCGCCUUCUCAUUCAAGGCCUCCUGGAGGAUCAGAUAAGCUUGCCUCUCCAAUGAAGCCUGUUCCUGGGACUCCCCCAUCCUCUAAAGCCAAGUCCCCUAUCAGUUCAGGUUCUGGUGGUUCUCAUAUGUCAGGAACUAGUUCAAGUUCUGGCACGAAGUCAUCUUCAGGGUCAGGAUCCUCAGGCUCAAUGUCUCAGAAAACUCCCCCAGCAUCUAAUUCUUGUACAUCAUCUUCCUCCUCGUUUUCCUCAAGUGGGUCUUCCAUGUCAUCCUCUCAGAAUCAGCAUGGGAGUUCCAAAGGGAAGUCUCCCAGUAGGAAUAAGAAGCCUUCCUUGACAGCUGUUAUUGAUAAGCUGAAGCACGGGGUUGUUACCAGUGGGCCUGGGGGUGAGGAUCCAAUGGAUAGUCAGAUGGGCGUGAGCACAAAUUCUAACCAUCCCAUGUCCUCUAAACAUAACAUGUCAGGAGGGGAAUUCCAGAGCAAACGUGAGAAAAGCGAUAAAGACAAAUCAAAGGUUUCUACUUCUGGAGGCUCAGUGGAUUCUUCUAAGAAGACCUCAGAGUCAAAAAAUGUGGGGAGCACGGGUGUGGCAAAAAUUAUUAUCAGCAAACAUGAUGGAGGCUCCCCUAGCAUUAAAGCCAAAGUGACUCUACAGAAACCGGGAGAAAGUAGUGGAGAAGGACUUAGGCCACAGAUAGCCUCUUCAAAAAACUAUGGUUCUCCGUUGAUCAGUGGUUCUACUCCAAAGCAUGAGCGUGGUUCUCCCAGCCACAGUAAGUCGCCUGCAUAUACACCCCAGAAUGUGGACAGUGAAAGUGAGUCAGGCUCCUCCAUAGCAGAGAAAUCUUACCAGAACAGUCCGAGCUCUGAUGAUGGUGUCCGACCACUUCCAGAAUACAGCACAGAGAAGCAUAAGAAGCACAAAAAGGAAAAGAAGAAAGUCAAAGACAGAGACCGCGACAGAGACAAGGACAGAGACAAGAAAAAAUCUCACAGCAUCAAGCCAGAGAAUUGGUCUAAAUCACCUAUUUCUUCAGAUCAGGCAUUGUCUAUGACAAAUAACCCAAUCUUAUCUGCAGACAGGCCUUCAAGGCUCAGCCCUGACUUUAUGAUUGGGGAAGAAGACGAUGAUCUUAUGGAUGUGGCCCUGAUUGGCAAUUAAGAACCUUAUUUUCUAAACAGAUAAGUCCAGAGAAGAAACUAAUGAUACAUUUACAUGUAAACCAACACAAGGGGUGAGUCAGAUAGGCCUGAUUUGUGCUUGAGAUUCCUAAUGGGCAUGGCCUCUACACCACGCUGGGUACAUUUAUAAAAGUAUAUCUAAACCCUACUAAAGGGACCAUGGGGUUGGUUAUUCACCAAGUCAUAUUUCUUUGCCAGAAAGAAAUGUUUAAAAAAAAAACAAAAAAAACUUGUUUAAGAUAGGGAGGGGUGGGAAAGGGUAUAGAGAGGGAAGGGUGGGAAAACUGUUGUGGGAAAUAUUCAUAUAUAUUUUUUCUCCCUUUUUCCAUUUUCAGGACAUGCUUUAAACUCAUUUUAGUGCAUGUAUUUGAAGGGCUGGGCAGAAAAAUGAAAAAGCAAUACAUUCCUUGAUGCAUUUGCAUGAAGGUUGUUCACCUUUGGUAGUUGUCCAUUUGAAGCAUGGGCAAGGGAAGGACUUUGGCAGUUUUGGACACUUAAAGCAAUGUUUGGUGUCUGUUUCUUAGGAGUGAUUGGGGGAGGGAAAAUUAUUUUAGCUAUUUAUUUGUAAUAUUUUAAUCCUUAAUGUUUUUUUAUGCAAUGUUUGUUCUUAAAUCUAUGAAGGUUAUGGUUCAGAAUGAUAGGCAGGAAGGGCAAGGUUUGUUUGGUGGUGGGGAGCUUGCAGCUUUUGCUGAUGCUGCAGCAUCAAGCCCACACAGGUUAAUCAGAGCCUGUCUUUGGAGUUAAAUAGAAAAACCAAAACUAUUAUCUUUGGAGGUUUUUCACAGGGUUCAGACAUAGGAAUAAUAGAAGUUACCUCCCUAUGCAGUUAAAAAAAUUAUCUUUUUUUUUUUGUUAAAAAGGAAGGAUGGCUUUUGGGGGUAGAAGGGUUUUCAGAUUCUAAACCCUAAGGUAUGAAAACCAUUACAGAACUAAUAGUUCUCCUAGUUCCACAAUGUGCCAAAAGUCUACAUCCCAGCAUUUUGCUUGCAGGAGAGCUGAUGCCAUUCCUAAGAGCUGGACUCUUUCUCUUCAUCACGAGGAGGAAGAGUUCAGACUUAAGUCACUCUUCUGUCUGCUCCCCGAGAUAAACAGUUUUAAAAAAAUGCAGCCAUAGUUCACUUAAAACAAUUUCAAGCUCACUUGAAGUAAUGGGCCUGGAAUGCUAAGUGAGCAUGAAGAUAAACCUUGCUACUGUGUAGCACACAAUUGGACCUUUUUGGAGAAACAGGUCUGAGUCUGGAUUCUGAGGGACAUCAAAUGAAACCCUUCUCAUAAAUAUAGAAAUCCAGGAGACCGUUUUGAGUGCAACAAAAGUUCUCAGUAUUUGGAGGGUCCUCUCAAAAAUCCGCGGCCUUACUUUGAUUUUGCCACCUGCACUGUGCCAUUCCUGAUGAUUCCGUUCAGGAUCUUUAUCAGCGGGAUGGGGCAUAAUCCCCAGCACAACUCUUCUGGAUUACAAAAAGAAAAAAAAAAGCCAGGUGAUUCAUGUUUGUGUAUGUUAUAAGUGGAUUGACUUCAUCAGAUGCGGACGAUUUCUAUAUCCAACACUCUGCAGGUUGGAGUUAGCAUAUACUCGGAAAAUCUACUGUGGCUUUCUUUCCUGACUGUUUCUCAUUUCCUUUGGCGUUCUCCCUUUUCUGGUCAUCGAUUCUCAACAACUCUGCCAUUUCUGUGUCCCAAGGCAAUAAAUAGGAAACAAAACUUUGUAAAAUGGAGCAAGAAAAGUUACCUGUUACCCUAUCAGAGUUCAUUGUCUUGGGUGACACUAACGAGGACACGGGCAAGGUGACACUGGAGUGCUUUAUCUUGUACUGAUGCAGUGUCUCAGAUAUACAACCAGGUUGGAUUUCUCAGAAGUCUGUCACCUGGUUCUGAAUCCUAUCCUCUUAGUUUCUGCAGGAAAGUUAAAGUUAUAUGGUGUUAAAGUUUGUUCUGGGUGGGGCUGAUCUCAUGGGGAAAUGUACUGCAUAGUUAUAAGGGGCUCAGUCCCCCCAAGCAGAGCCAACAAAUACCAAAAUGAGUAAACUGGGAAGCUUUUUCUCUCUUUCUGUCUUCAUCCCAGAUCAAAGAAUCCCGAGUUAGGAUCUGGAUGAAGGAUAAGCCCCUGAAAUGUCGAUGGGCACACCCCACUCAAUGACCCAGCAUCUGAACUUGCUUAACAGGGAGCCGGGGCUAAACUGCUUCACCCUGCCUGGGAACCAGGGAGCACUGCAUUUCUCCACAGGGUGGAGGAGAAGAGGCAGAAUAAACCAAGCCUGCAACACCUCCCUCCCAUCCAGGUGUACUCAGUCUCCUGUUUCAAAAGACGGCAUGGACAUGAAGUCACCAUCUACCUGUUUGCUGCUGCUGGACUUCUUGUAUUGUUAGUUUGACCUGAUUGUUCUGUCUUCUGGUUUCAUGUUAAGGGUCUUUGGACAAAGUCUGCUCUGAUGUACAAGAAUUUUUCAGAUUCAAAUUCAUUGUAUCUUAAAACAAGUGUUUCCAAGGUGAGGAAGGGGACCUUAUAUAAUUGCCAAAGCCAGCUUGAGGUUGAUAACUCUUGAAUGGGAUUUUCCUUUUGUCAGGCCAAGGUCUGAAAAUCUAGAACAGCAAUAUGAAUUUUCAGAGGAGCCGGUGAGUCACAUAGUAUCCAAAGUUGAGUCACAGUAGAUGUCAGUAUAGGAAACAUUCACAAUCCCUGGGUAAUCUCAUUUUCUAUUUUAUUUUUCUCUUUAGCCCUGCCCCCAAUUAUUUUGACUUGAGUUAACUUUUGGAGGGGCAGGAAGUGUUAUCUUAGAAACUAGGCUGGGAAACAAGCUCAGUGAUAGAGCAGAGCUUUAAAUUCUGAGUUUAGAAAUGCCGAUCAGGAGCAGUGGGAAGGGUCUUUACAGUAGUUCUGAUUUGAUUUUUGUGUGUAUGGCUGUUCUGUAAAUAUUUUGUUUUGUUUUUCUUUUUUUGAAAGUGGACAAAAUCUGGGAUUCCCCCCUCUAAAACAUCACAAAAAAACUGUUGCUUUGCAUUCAAAUAAAUUUCUUUGAUAAGAAGUAA
Myodes glareolus (Bank vole) is the source of this 8001-nucleotide messenger RNA. RefSeq names its product mediator complex subunit 1 (gene Med1). Gene Ontology annotation, molecular function: transcription coregulator activity; nuclear thyroid hormone receptor binding; nuclear retinoic acid receptor binding. Gene Ontology annotation, cellular component: mediator complex. Gene Ontology annotation, biological process: cellular response to thyroid hormone stimulus; regulation of transcription by RNA polymerase II. The record is from RefSeq and is a predicted model, not a curated record. NCBI's taxonomy places the organism in Eukaryota, Metazoa, Chordata, Mammalia, Rodentia, Cricetidae.